AUGGGUCUUGUAACGAGUAGCUCCAACGGCGAUAAGAAAUCUUCAAAAUCAUCAUCUCAAAAUAAUUUGGAGGAUGAUGAAUUAACUGCAACUCCGACAAUAGGAUAUAAUGUAAAAGAAUUUGCUUAUAAAGGAGUUGUAUUUAAUUGUUGGGAUUUAGGAGGCCAGAAGAACAUUAGAAGUCUGUGGAAGCACUACUAUAAAGGAUCAAAUGGAAUAAUUUUCAUUGUGGAUAGCGCUGAUCAUGGAAGACUGAAAGAGUCCAAACAUGAGUUGUAUCAUUUGUUGGAAGAUCCUGAUUUAAGAAAUCUUCCUGUGUUAAUAUUUGCUAAUAAGAGAGAUAAAGAAGGUGCAAUCUCUGCGACAGAACUCAUAGCUCAGUUUGAACUAGAGGAUUCCAUUCAAUUAGUGAACGGUAAACAUGAUUGGUAUGUGGAAAGUGUCAGCACGAUAACAGGAGAAGGAAUUGAAAGUGGUUUGAAAUGGCUUGUUUCGAAACUGAAGCAAAAACCUAACAAGGAAUAA
Molecule: messenger RNA, 525 nt
Organism: Naegleria fowleri
Lineage: Eukaryota; Heterolobosea; Eutetramitea; Acrasida; Naegleriidae
Exons: 2
Coding region: 1-525 (174 amino acids)
Biological process (GO): intracellular protein transport; vesicle-mediated transport
Cellular component (GO): cytoplasm
Molecular function (GO): GTP binding; GTPase activity
Source: RefSeq, a predicted model, not a curated record